AAAGGAAUGGGAAUAAGUUAAGGAAUAUAUAAUCUGAAAGAAAACAAAGAAAGCAAUUCAAGAAAGUUCUCUUUGAGGAAUUUUCUGUGUAUAUAUACACUACAAACUUCAUCCUAUCCAUCAACAAGAACAAAGAACGAAGGAUAAAAGGAAAUAUAACAUAAUAACAAAAAGGAAAGAAAGAAACACAGGAAAUGAAUUCAAAGGGAGCUUCAGCUGCUACACCAACUCAAAUAUAUGAAGAUUUUGUGCCAACAUCAAAACUGGUUCAAGAAGAACUCUCUGACACUCUUCACCUUAAUAUUCCAGGUUUCAAGAAGGAACAGGUGAGGGUUCAACUGACCAGAACGGGAAUUCUGAAGAUCAGCGGAGAAAGGCUGAUUGGGCAGAAUAAAUGGCAGAGGUUUCAGAAGGACUUUCCUGUUGCAGAAAAUUGUGACAAAAGUAAAAUCAGUGCAAAGUUUGAAAAUGGCAUUCUUCAUGUUAAACAGCCAAAACUGAUAACUUCAACACUGAAAAAUGAUAAGGAAUUGCCAGCCUCAGAAGCUGAGAACACCCCUGCUAAAAGACAGAAGACCUCUUUACGAGAUGAAUUUACUAAGCAGGAUAAUGCUGAUAUUAAUAACUCUGCUAAAGAGCCAGCAAAAGAAGAACAAAACAACACUAGUCCUAAAACCACUGAGCAAACAGAGGCUAGAAAUCUUGAAGAAAAAUCACCAGCAGAUAAAAGUAGUUCAAGUAGUUCUUACAGUGAAUCUGAAAGUGAUGAAUCGUCUGAUGAUUCGACGGAUGAUGAAACAACCGGAAACGCUAGCUGUUUCGCUGCAAACCUGAAGAAGCCAAGGAAAAUGAUGAAAAUGACUCUUGUUGCUCUGUUGAUUCUUGGUAUUGGGAUCUAUGUCGCCAACAUGAUGAAGUCUGCGAACGAAGCUGAAGAAAUGGAUCUAGUUUUUCUGUAGCCCAAAAUUGGUUGGGAUAUUUGCAUUUCCUCCCAGCUGACUGUGAAUAGAAUAACUAUUCAAUUUCUAAACUGUAAUCAAUCAAUUUGUUUGAAUAAAUCAUAAGUGCUAACGAGGUGAAAUGGUCUGCA
Molecule: messenger RNA, 1090 nt
Organism: Nicotiana attenuata
Lineage: Eukaryota; Viridiplantae; Streptophyta; Magnoliopsida; Solanales; Solanaceae
Product: inactive protein RESTRICTED TEV MOVEMENT 2-like
Exons: 2
Coding region: 195-959 (254 amino acids)
Source: RefSeq, a predicted model, not a curated record